Plasmodium coatneyi is the source of this 876-nucleotide messenger RNA. RefSeq names its product Variable surface protein Vir7-like protein. The coding region runs from base 1 to 876 and encodes 291 amino acids. The record is from RefSeq and is a predicted model, not a curated record. The transcript is spliced from 2 exons. Lineage: Eukaryota; Apicomplexa; Aconoidasida; Haemosporida; Plasmodiidae.
AUGGCACCAGGAGAGGCGGAAGCAACACUAUCGGUGCAAGAUUUGAACAAAUUACCUUCCUAUAAAGAUUUCUAUAAGAAGUUCAAUGAAGGCUGCAGUGGUUGCGUUAGAGGAUCCAUGGGAACCAUAGAGGGAACAUUAGAACAGUGUCAUAAUAUUGGAGAACUCAAAGAUAAGAUUAUAAAUGCCUGCUGCUGUAUGUACCAAAUAGAGGACAGCGGGAGUACACAAUAUAUGAAGAAGUGCAAUUUCCUUUAUUAUUGGAUUACUGAUAUAUUAAUUAAGGAAGUUGACAGUUCUUCAUUCACGUCAACACUUCGGACAGUCAUCGGGGCACUGGAGAAAUUUCUUAGUGAACACGAAUGCCAAAUUCUGAACCCCAAGAAUAUUAAUAAGAAAAGUAUCAAAGAAGAAAAAAUAGUAUAUGAUUUCUGGCAUAACCGUAAUCCUAUACAAACACUGAUAAAGGGCAGUGGGUCCGAUUGUGAUAAGAAAUAUGGGAACUAUCUGAAAGAAAUUGAAUCAGCCUACAGUGAAAUAUAUAAAAUCUGUGAAAAGGAUACUAGUGGUCCAUACUGUAUCGAAUUCAACAGUAAGUGUAAGCAGUAUGGUCCUACAGGACAAUUGGAUUUAAAAUGUCCAUCAGCGCAGCAAGAAGGAAAUUUAGCACACCAGGGGGGUUUAGGUUCACAUUCAGGAAAAGUACCCCCUGAGCAGGAUACUAUAACUGCAGAACACUCACAGUCCACGGACGAUACAGCCCCUCCCGAAGGUAGUGCUGUUCCCACUGCUGCUGUGUCUGGUGGCGCAUUAGUUGCAAUAGGAUUAGCAACAAUGGCAUUCCUACUAUAUAAGGUAUACAACUACCAUUUAUAG